AUGGCCUCUUCUCACAGCCAGUCCUUCGGCCAGUCGCCGCCGCUUGCCUCGGUCGCAGGCCCUACCUACCUGACUGCCCAGACUCUUGUCCAGCAAGUUGCCUAUACUCUCUCGGACAAGAUCUUCUCCUACUCCCCCGAGACCUUCGACCUCGAUGUUGCCGCACGCGCGUGGGCCGAGGCGCAGGAGACGAACGCAAAUGGAUAUCGCACAGCGGUCCAGUCCAUGCAGAUACGCAACGGGGCAGGAUCAAUCGCCCUCGGUUACAUGUUCUCCAAAGACUUCGAUCUGAAGAAGAGACACAUCCCACAGGGCUUGAUUGCUCCGUCAUCCGCCUUGACCUUUCUAAGACCUGUCCUGGAUCAGCUCUCCCUCCUUUACUCUGUGAGCAACCCAUUUGUCGCCCACAUCGCAGCCUUGGAUUAUGAGGGCGACAACGACGGUGGCUUGGUGUCGGACUAUGCCACAGCUCUGUCAACAGCAGAAGAUCUGGGUUUUGGGUUGGUGGCCUCGCAAUCCGCUCACGAGGCGCAACACAUGUCGCUCCUCGCGACCCUCUUGGCACAAGACAUUCCGACUCUCCAUGUGUACGACGGUCAGAGAGUCGGCCGAGAGACCACACGAGUCAUCGACAUCCUCGACAAGUCUGGUCUCGCGGCUGCAUAUCGCGCGGUUCUGAGCGCCGUACCAGAAGAGGACCGAAAGCACAUGAGCCCUGAAGGCAGAGCCCUGAAGACCCUCAAGGCGCUGAAUGAAGAGCUCGGUACGGAUUACAAGGCAUUCGAAUACUCCGGCCACGAACAACCAGAAGUGGUUCUUGUUACCUUUGGCUCAGUCGAGUCGUCUUUGGCAUCUCAGGCAGCCGCUACUUUGGCCCAAUCCGGUAGCAGGGUUGGCGCCAUCAAUGUCAGGCUCUACCGACCUUUCGCCGAAGACAAGUUCCUGAAGCUAUUGCCUAGCAGCGUCAGAGUCGUGGGCGUCCUUGGACAAGUUGCAGAUGCUCAGGCUGUCCAAGAGGCUGGCUCGCGUUCACAGCUUUUCGAAGAUGUUUUGGCGUCCGUCUCCUACGGGAGUUCCGUUCAUAAUGCGCCCGAGGUCCGUGAGGUGAAGUAUGCUCGUGCUGAGCGUUGGACACCUUCCUCUAUUUCGGCUACUUUCCAGAGGCUGCUUGGCAAAUCCCCCGACGAUCAAGGUCUGACCACGUUCCUCGACGAAUCAGUACAGCAGUACACUUUCUGGAACGUCGAUGGUGCACCAUCCACAGCUGCGGCCUCUUUCCUGGCACAAGCUCUUGCUAAGGAUUCGGCUCAAAAUGUCACUAUCAACACCACUCAUGACAACCUCUUGCAGGGUGGAUCGCACAGGAUUGACAUCCGCAAAGGGUCGAUGACUGUCGAUGCCGCGUACCCUGUCGCUGCGGCGAACACUAUUGUGGUUUCUGAUGCUAAGCUCCUUGAGAAGCUCGACGUCCUGAAGUCUGUUCAAGGUGGCGGCAAUGUUAUUGUGCUUCUCCCAGGCGUCAAGGACGAAGACGUCGAGAAGAAACUUCCAAUAUCUUUUAAGAAGUCUGUCGCCGAGGAUGCCAUCAACUUGUACCUUAUCAAUACCGCAAACACUGGCCUCGACGCCGAAAACGCCGAACUUGAGACUCUGACAGUUCAAACCGCAUUCCUUCGCGUGGCUCUUGGCAAGUCGGAAGAGAUUGGUCUUCAGAAGCUUGCCUCAAUCACCGGUGAUGCAAAGAGUCUCCAGCAAGUUGCCACCGACCUGGACCACACUCUUCGCAAGAUCGAAGUGCCAAAAGAAUGGACUGAACUUGAGGUUGAGAGCAAGGAAAACCUUCCUACGGACAUCCAGUCAAACAGUUUCGCACCGUACGACAAGACUGAAGAAGAGCCUCCCUCUGUUCUUCGCAGCUGGCAGAAAGCAGCCAAGGGUCUCUUGUUCAAGGAAGCAUACCAGACCGCCAACACCUUGCGCCCGGAGCUGCCUACAAAGACAUUUACUGUACAUGUCAAGGAGAAUCGCCGUCUUACUCCUGUCACGUACGAGCGAAACAUUUUCCACAUCGAGUUCGACCUCGGCACUUCAGGCCUUAAGUACGACAUUGGAGAAGCACUCGGUGUUCACGCAGAAAACGAUCACGACCAAGUCAUGGAGUUCAUCCAGUGGUAUGGUCUCAACGCCGAAGACGUCGUCGAAGUCGCGUCCCGAGAUGACCCAUCGAUCUUUGAGAACAGGACCAUCUACCAGGCUCUGAUGCAGAAUGUCGACAUCUUCGGUCGUCCACCCAAGAAGUUCUACGAAGCACUUGCUGAAUUUGCGGACGAUGAGAAUGAGAAGAAGAACCUGCUCACUCUUGCGGGGCCGGAAGGUUUCAAGGAAUUCCAACGUCGCGCUGAAGUCGACACCGUGACAUUUGCCGAUGUACUCCUUGAGUUCCCGUCAGCACAUCCAUCGUUCCACGACAUUGUGCGCAUCGUCCAGCCGAUGAAGCGUCGUGAAUACUCGAUUGCGUCGUGCCAGGCCGUCACGCCCACGUCCGUCGCACUCAUGAUCGUCGUAGUCAACUGGGUCGACCCCAAGGGUCGGGACCGCUUUGGCCAGGCUACCAAGUACUUGAGCAAUCUCAAGGUCGGCUCUCCGGUGACCGUCAGCGUCAAGCCAUCCGUGAUGAAGCUGCCUCCGAAGUCGACGCAACCUAUUAUCAUGGCUGGUCUGGGUACAGGUCUUGCUCCAUUCAGAGCUUUCGUGCAACACCGCGCCAUGGAGAAGGCACAGGGCAAAGAGAUCGGGUCCGUCUUGCUGUACAUGGGAUCCCGCCACCAACGCGAGGAGUACUGCUAUGGUGAGGAGUGGGAGGCAUACCAGGCUGCCGGGGUGAUCACGCUACUUGGACGGGCGUUCUCUCGUGACCAGCCUCAGAAGAUCUAUAUCCAGGAUAGGAUGCGGGAGACAUUGGACGACAUCACUCAAGCUUACAUCAAGGAGGAAGGUGCUUUCUACCUCUGCGGUCCGACCUGGCCUGUUCCUGAUGUGACAAAUGUUCUGGAGGAGGCCAUCACGAAGAAUGCAAAGGCGGCUGGUGCGAAGAAGGUUGAUUCUGCCAGGGAGAUUAUGAAGUUGAAGGACGAAGGUAGAUAUGUUCUUGAAGUCUAUUAG
This is a messenger RNA of Exophiala spinifera, 3162 nucleotides long. RefSeq lists its product as uncharacterized. The record is from RefSeq and is a predicted model, not a curated record. Gene Ontology annotation, molecular function: flavin adenine dinucleotide binding; sulfite reductase (NADPH) activity; oxidoreductase activity, acting on the aldehyde or oxo group of donors. The transcript has a single exon. Gene Ontology annotation, cellular component: cytosol. NCBI's taxonomy places the organism in Eukaryota, Fungi, Ascomycota, Eurotiomycetes, Chaetothyriales, Herpotrichiellaceae. The coding region runs from base 1 to 3162 and encodes 1053 amino acids.